Molecule: messenger RNA, 521 nt
Organism: Gastrolobium bilobum
Lineage: Eukaryota; Viridiplantae; Streptophyta; Magnoliopsida; Fabales; Fabaceae
Exons: 4
Coding region: 1-504 (167 amino acids)
Source: RefSeq, a predicted model, not a curated record
AUGAAAACGUUAGUUCACCUCUGUAUUCCCUCUCAACGUUCAUUUCUCUUUGUGCGAACAUUUGGCUUCACCUCUCUUCCUGUAUUCGGUAUCAGUGGUGGAGGAGAUCUCAUCAAAUCGGAGAGCCCGCAUAGAGUCAGGCCUCUACACUCGCCGUCCACAUCGACUGGUCCUCCUGCACCGCUAAGUUGUCCAAACGAACGAACUCCGGAGCUGAACGAGCGUCUUUUUGCAGCCAUCCUUGCGAACGGCACUGGAAGCUACAUUUUCUUCGUAUAUCCGUACUUCAAAAGGUUGCCUACCACGGACGUGAGUUUGAGCAGUGAGCUCGGUGGAUUGCCCGUGGUCCUUGACCAAGAGGAUUGUGGCAUUUCUGGUAGGACCAAGCUCAGUUGUACCUUGCAUUGGAGUUACGUAGAGAGGGGGCUUCAACAAGGUACAGGAGCUAAUGGUGCUGAGGCAUCGUGUGACAAGACGCCAGAUGAGAGACACUACUUGACAUGAUUGUCAGGGUCUUGUGG